AGUAGUGAUAAUAUGUCAACUCUAGUGUUUACACGUUUAUAAUUGCUGAAGUUAUUAUAAGCCAACCGUUUUUUGUCUGACUAUGGCAGACUUUUUCGUGGAGAAGCCAGACGAGGAUUUGAAGAGAUCAUCUAAUAAUGCAGGAGGUGAUGCUCAGGAAGGUCCGAAACACGGCUUACCAAAGAAAUUCAAGCACUUAUGGGAUUUGUUGACGUGGCCCUCAAGGUCGUAUAGAAGGUUUGAAUGGUGGUGCAUCUCAAAGUUCCUUAGCACAAAAGAUAUCAAACGAGACCGAGUGACCCUGAAACUCCACGAGAAGUACAAGGAGCAUCCUCAGCUGCAGCUGUUGUAUUACUUUAGAGAUUUGGCUUUAACUACUAAAGUAGAGGAGACAGUAAAAGCCAACUUGUCAAUGAUAAAGAAGAUGAUCCAGGAUGGAGCUGACAUACAUGCCUGUGAUGACCAGGGACAGAAUAUCAUGCACGAAGUAGCUCGCUAUCACGAUGCUGAAAUUUGUUAUUUUUUUCUCAAACACAACGUUAAUCUUAAUUUAGAAAGUGACUAUAGUGUGACCCCACUGCACGUAGCAGCUGCCUUCAACAACUCUGCUGUUGUAGAGAUCUUGGCAAGUAAUGGAGGUUUACUGGAGUCCACUAACUUUUACAUGCUCCAGACCGCUCUACAUUACGCUGCUCGGUAUAAUUCUCCUAGCUCGGUGAAGAAGCUAGUCGAGAUGGGCUCUGAUAUUGAAGCCAGGGACUACAGAGGACGAACGCCCCUGUUACUGGCUGCAGAACUGGGCAGGAUGAGUGCAGGUGCCAUGUUGUUGGAAUGUGGAGCUAAGGUUUAUGCCAUCGACUUUACUGGAAUGUACGGAAUCAGUGCUAUGGUGGACAAAUGCCCUCCGCUUGCAAUCAAGGCUUUGGAUCAGUGUGUUGAGAAGGAUUUGAGGAACAGGAAACAGUACUACUCCCUCCAGUUUCUAGAACCAGUCACUCUCUGCAAUGACUCUUGUGCCAAGACCACGUUUACUGUGCUGGAAGAAACCGUCAGAGCAGGAAGCUCUAACCUGGAGAUCGUAAAACACGAGAUGAUACAGAAAAUCAUAGACGUUAAGUGGAGGCAGUUUGGAAGAAGAGGAUACAUCAAAGAACUGGCUGCAUACGUCAUUGUGCUGAUAAAUUGGAGUUUGCUUUGUCUUUUCAACCCCAUUCGGCUCGAGGAUGAUGAUGGUCACAAUGAUAAAGGAAUACAAUACGUUGAGAUUGCUAACGAAAUUCUGACAGUAAUGUUCUUUUUCUACCAGGCAUUCGAUGAAGCAAGAGAAAUGAGAACAAACAUGAGGAGACACAAAAACUUUGUGAUGCAGCGGUUGAAGCAACUUGAAAUGGAGUUUAAGUAUCUCGAGCUACUGUCAGAAGAGGAAAAAGAAUAUUUGCACAAUGAACAAGAGCUUGUCCGCAAAUCUGCGAGUUUGUACACGUCUGACUACUGGAACAUAUUUGAUUGGUUCUCAAUUUUUCUCAUGCUGAUAACACUGGUGGUACAUUUCCUUAUCAAGUACGCGUUCCCGCAGUAUACGGUAAAUAGAGGUAUCCUCCUCUCGAUUACCCUCGUUAUUGUUUGGUUAAAGAUGUUCAAAUACUGCAGAGUCUUGGAGACACUGGGUCCAUUUUGCGUUAUCAUCGCAUCUCUCCCGAUGGAUUUCAUAAAGAUUGCUACGGUUUACAUCAUUCUGUACAUACCCAUGGUGUGCUUGUUCUAUCAUUUCUUCUCCGGACCGUAUAAUGAAGAUUUAUUAUUAAAUGAAGAUUUUGAUGAAUCUUUAUACGGGGAUCUUCCACAAGUAUUCUUCACGGUGUUUGUGUACACGCUUGUGGGAGAUUACGGGUACGAAACCCUAAAGCAAAUAACCUACAAGAGACUGCAACCAGAGUACUUUCCAUUCACGCAGAUCAUCAUUGCUUACUGGAUUUUAGUUUCUGCUGUGCUGCUCCUCAACAUCUUCAUUGCUCUUAUGUCAGAUACAUUUGCAAGAGUUUACGAAAAUGCACUGGUAGUUUCGCAGUUUGAACGAGCAGCUAUGAUAGUGAGCAUAGAAAACAAGCUUCCUAGCUACUGGAGGAAACAUCACCUAAUAGAUAUUUCUUACAACUACGCGCCUGCAGCAGCGUUUUAUGAUGACGACGAUGUGCGAGAUGAUGACAGCUUUGAGGAUGAGGUAAAAGCAGCCCGCGACACACUAACAUCCAUAGUGACAAAGCAACAAGCGAACACAGAAGCUAACCUAGUGAAAUACGUAAAGCAGAAAAUGCAAAUCCAGCAGGAGCUGAUCACUGCUAUUUUAGAGAAAGUUGAGAGUCAGAGCGUAAGGUAGAGGGCGCUGAGCUGUGGGGCUAGCUGAUCAGAUUGUGAUUUUAAUAGGUCAAAGAAGGGAAAAUCAACCAAAGCUAAAGCAGGUAGACCCGCUUCUAAAGCCAAGAAGGGCUCUUCAAAGGAGGCAACAAAAGCAAAAGCAGGUAGUCCAGCCUCCGAAACAUUGGGCUCUCCCUCUGAGGCAGCGAGCUCGGAUUCUGAUCUUAGCAGGGACAGCAUCCCAGCUAAAAGUAAAGAAAAAUCAAAAAAGGAUGACUCGUGCAAGUCCCAAUAAUCAAUCAAAAGGACCAUGGAAUUAAUGUAUAGUUGUGGUGUUUAGUUUUGGUUUAUAUUUAUUAUUUUUGGUUUUACUUUUACUGCAUGGUCGCCUUUCAUUGGGGCUGAGUUUGCGAUUUCGAAGUUAUUCGUGGGGCCACUUGUCACUUGUGGUCAAGUUUUUGGUCGUCUUAUACAAGACUUUCUUUUAUCUUUUUAUCGCAGUAAUUUGGGUAUGUGCAGAUUUGAUUGAUUUCUAGUAGUAUGACUAUGUCUUCUAUCACACAGCUCGUGCACAAUGGAUUUAAGGCGGAAAUAGGGUGAUUUGAAAAGGUUAUUCCUGUCCGACAGCGACAUCUGUCCGACUCAGGGUACCAGAAAAAAUUGUGACCUGAUUUGAUCUAAACUGUUACUUGCUAAUUUGUAUACGUAACAUUUCCAAUUUGAGAUAUGAUCUGAGCCAUAGAUUACUACCAUAGUUUAUUUUCAUUUGAUGUCGAUAAAUUGGACAAUAGUUUAAAUGUUAUAUAAAUGUUAUAUAAAUCAAUUC
Messenger RNA from Bolinopsis microptera, 3181 nucleotides. RefSeq names its product transient receptor potential cation channel subfamily A member 1-like. The transcript has 19 exons. Gene Ontology annotation, cellular component: plasma membrane. Bases 83 to 2377 code for a protein of 764 amino acids. Gene Ontology annotation, molecular function: calcium channel activity; protein binding. Lineage: Eukaryota; Metazoa; Ctenophora; Tentaculata; Lobata; Bolinopsidae. The record is from RefSeq and is a predicted model, not a curated record. Gene Ontology annotation, biological process: calcium ion import across plasma membrane.